AUGGAGUAUAAGACCCCCGUUCCACCACAAGCCAGCUAUGGGGAACCCGCGAGUAAUCAGCAGGCCCAAUUUUCCAUCGAGCCUUGCGCUGCUAUACUCCGCCAUGAUGGUAAUUUCCGGUCAGGCAUGUUUCAUCUACUCAAAUGCGGCCAUAUCGUCGCUAUUGAUGGAGGAGAUACACGCUGCGGCAUCAAUUGUCAAGAGAUCGCCAACAGCGCCCAAAGCUCUACCUUGUAUGCGCGUGACAGAACCUACAUGGUCAAGUUGAUCGCUUAUACAUCCUCUCAGUCUGACGACCCGAGACCUCCUGUCUUUGCCUGA
Messenger RNA from Alternaria burnsii, 321 nucleotides. RefSeq lists its product as uncharacterized. The record is from RefSeq and is a predicted model, not a curated record. Lineage: Eukaryota; Fungi; Ascomycota; Dothideomycetes; Pleosporales; Pleosporaceae. The transcript has 2 exons. Bases 1 to 321 code for a protein of 106 amino acids.